Messenger RNA from Pogoniulus pusillus (Red-fronted tinkerbird), 2683 nucleotides. It is a transcript of the gene KCNIP4, whose product is annotated as potassium voltage-gated channel interacting protein 4. Gene Ontology annotation, cellular component: voltage-gated potassium channel complex. Gene Ontology annotation, biological process: regulation of potassium ion transmembrane transport. Gene Ontology annotation, molecular function: potassium channel regulator activity; calcium ion binding. The transcript is spliced from 9 exons. The record is from RefSeq and is a predicted model, not a curated record. NCBI's taxonomy places the organism in Eukaryota, Metazoa, Chordata, Aves, Piciformes, Lybiidae. The coding region runs from base 342 to 1145 and encodes 267 amino acids.
UCUGACACAGCCAAGUCUCCAGCUCUGACACAGAUGUUCCUCCAGCAGCUCUGAAGUAACGCUGCUUGCUGGAUACAAUGUCACACCCAGGGGUUCCUGGUCCAUCUCAGCCUUCUAAGAGGACUUGCUACUGAUGAAAUCAAAUGCUUAAAGAAGCAUGAGAUGCAGGGCUUUAUCUAAUGUUUUGUCUCAGCUGGAGUGGCUGGUGAAUUGCCACAGCUCAGUACAGUGCUGCUGUACUCCACUGCAACUUUCUUCAAAGCAAACUCCUGGUAAAAUCCUCUAAUUUCCCUCUGAUUGAGAACUGGUGUCAAGACUGGAAUGAUUUACCUGUUGGAAGAAUGUUGACUCUCGAGUGGGAGUCAGAGGGACUGCAAACAGUGGGUAUUGUUGUGAUAAUAUUUGCAUCUCUGAAGCUGCUUCAUUUGCUGGGACUGAUUGAUUUUUCAGAAGGUUUCCUCUACGCUCAGAACAGUACCAAACGCAGCAUUAAAGAGCGACUUAUGAAGCUCUUGCCCUGCUCGGCUGCCAAAACGACAUCUCCUGUUACUCAAAACACUGUAGAAGAUGAAAUGGAAAUGGCCACAGUACGACAUAGACCUGAAGCUCUUGAACUGCUGGAAGCACAGAGUAAAUUCACAAAGAAGGAACUUCAGAUCUUAUAUAGAGGUUUCAAGAAUGAAUGUCCCAGUGGUGUUGUCAAUGAGGAAACCUUCAAAGAGAUUUACUCUCAGUUCUUUCCACAGGGAGAUUCCACAACUUAUGCACAUUUUCUGUUUAACGCAUUUGACACUGAUCACAAUGGAUCUGUAAGUUUUGAGGAUUUCGUUAUGGGUCUCUCAAUUUUACUGCGAGGGACGGUACAGGAGAAACUGAACUGGGCUUUCAAUUUAUAUGAUAUAAAUAAGGAUGGAUAUAUAACAAAAGAGGAAAUGCUUGAUAUCAUGAAAGCAAUAUAUGAUAUGAUGGGGAAAUGCACCUAUCCUGUUCUCAAGGAGGAUGCACCUAGACAACAUGUGGAAACAUUUUUCCAGAAAAUGGACAAAAACAAAGAUGGAGUAGUCACCAUAGAUGAAUUCAUUGAGAGCUGUCAGAAAGAUGAGAAUAUAAUGCGAUCCAUGCAGCUCUUUGAAAAUGUGAUUUAAUGAAGACAUUAGGUCUACAACUCAUGGACAAAUACGAGCUGUUCCACAACAUUAUCUACAAGAUGGAUUUCCCACUAUCCUAAAUAAAAUUACUCAGCUUUCCACUGAGACAUGUAUUAUGCAAAUAGAUUUUUUUAUUACAAACUUUUCCCAACAAAACCCCCUUUCUAAAUGAUACCAUUUAGCACUUCAGCAGUCGUUACUUAGCUAACAAGACUGUUCUGAAAGAGAGGUUUUUACUCCAAACUCAAAACAAAACCUGACAUUAUGCAGCUUUACUAUCAUUCCAGCUUCUAGAUAAAACUGAUACUUUCACAAGCAGAUUAAAUAAAUGCUCUUAUGUUUUGCUACUCAUUUGUACUGGAUUAAGCUCCAGGUGUUUAAGUGUAUUAUUUCUUAAAUCUUAGCUUCUAAUUUAUACAGAGGCAUUACCAAGUAUUCUCUUUUCAUGUUGGUAUGCUGUAGUGCUCAUUUUUCAAAUAAUACUUUGAGUUAAAGUGCUGUAAUUAAUGUGCAAUGCACAUCUUGCUGCAAUUGCCUUCUACCUUUUUCUCUUAAAAGAACCCCCCAAACCUAACUAACUAAAGAGAUAACUUGAAAGGGAGAGAUUAUAGAACAGGAAAAAAGGGUACUGCUUACAGGUAGAUGUACUCCCCAACAACUCUGAGUAAGCCUCUUACUGAUCACACUUACCUAGUAAAUCUGCAUUUCAAUUAUUGUGACUUGAAUAUCAGGAGUCCUGCAUCCUGUGUUUCUAAUUCUUCCUGGAGGUGUCUGCAAUGUUCUUUGCUUAAAAUCAAGGAUCUUCUGAGGUUUUCAUGAAGAAACUUUAUGUGGAUCCUAACACUUUCUGCCUUUAAUGAAGAAAAAGGCAUGAACUUCUUUGGAAACUUCCAUUCCACUUCAGUGCUCAGAAUGAAUGUAGUACGUAGCAACAUCUACUAAUAUCGACUGCUAGACAGGCUAAUAUCUGUUUCAGCUUUUUGUAGUAUCUUUAAUUAUGAGACAGAGUCAGGAAAAAAAAUGGAAACUUCAGCUAUAUAAUACCAUCUAUGUGUGAUAAAUGCAUUUCAUUUUUUUAGGAUCAUUUCUUCAUUAAGAUUGGAGCUAACUGAAUUCUGAACCUAGAAAGACUUUUCUAAAAAAGUAUGUACCUAAAAUAUAAGACUGGCCCCCUCCCACAUGCCCUUGUCAUUUUUAAGACAUACUGUCCACAGAAUUUAUGCCCAUACUUGGAAAUAGGUGAAAUGCUAUCCGAGAUUGGCCAAUCUUCAUUGUGACAGCGCUGCAGAAAACACGACAGGGGAUUAAUGAAGAAAGAAGAAAGUUGCAAGCAUUAUUUUGCAAAAAAAAAACAUAUCAGGUAUCUAUUCUGGUGUAGAGAUGGGAAGUUAGUGGCAUGUUGAAGGCUGCUCUGCUAUCACCAGUGUAGGAUAAGAGUAGUACAGUACAUGUACACCUGAAAUCUGCUGUAGUGUGUUUAUGUAAACUAAAUGUGCACAUUUUGUAAAAAAAUAAAUAAACAUGAUGAAACCUAA